Messenger RNA from Colletotrichum paranaense, 564 nucleotides. RefSeq lists its product as uncharacterized. The transcript has a single exon. The record is from RefSeq and is a predicted model, not a curated record. Lineage: Eukaryota; Fungi; Ascomycota; Sordariomycetes; Glomerellales; Glomerellaceae. Bases 1 to 564 code for a protein of 187 amino acids.
AUGUGGAAAAGCAACGCAGGAAAAUUCUGUUUCUGCCUUUCCACGUCCCUCUUGCCUAUGAAUGCCUGGUUGACACCUCACACAACACGACACACCGACACCCCGAUAUCUCGCUCGCUCGCUCCCUCACACACGCGGCUCCCUCAUUUCUCACACACCCAGACAAUAUUAAUCGCCGGAUCGCAACUGGACUGGAACUCUAGACAAGGUUACCGCCGCGCCGCCACACCCGCUCUCACCUUUACCUCACCUCACCUCAUCUCACCUUGCCUUACCGCACACCGACACACCGAUACCGUGCCGUGCCGUUCCACGCCUGGCCUCCCUAUCCGUACCUUACCUUACCUCUCUCUCUCUCCGCUUGAUGCUCCACGCCCGCCGCCACUCACACCAAGGCCGAAUCUGAGGUCCUUUCUGUUGUCCUGUCGUCGUGUCAAACGUACGCAAAGGGUUGCUUUGCGUCCUGUCCCUUCGCUUCCAACCGCACCCUACCGUGCCGUCUUGCGCCAGCCACCCACCCCUUCCGCUCUCCGCGUAUCCUUCUAUCUUACCUUUACUUUCUAA